UGGUUCUGUAUACAUACGCGUCUCUCGUAUUGUACACAGCCUCCCUUCACAGCAGUAUAUUAUCCUACAUCCAAUAAUCAUAAUGAUGUUUAGAUUGCAAACCGCCACGACGAACAAACGCAUGUAUUAACAUCGCACAACAAGGCCUUGCGUUCGAUGGGGAGAGAGAAAUCAUAACAUAAUUAUUGCUUGGUGAUUAUUCAGACCGUCGACAUGACAAAUAUAGCAACACAAGAAAUGCGGCCAUAUAAAUAUGUAGCGACAUCGGAAGCAGUUGACGAAAGAGGAGAAUAUUUAAAGAAGCAAGGUGUGAAUAUAAAUGGACGCAGAUGGAUUAUGAAGACGAAUAGGCAGGGAUGGACUAACACUCUCUGCAGGCCAUUUCAACCGGAAGCCUUCCGAGUAUACCCACAGCCAGGCGGACCCAGCAUAAAAGACUGUGUCUUGCACGAAAUGAAAUGGUUCAACAUUAACGAUCUGAAGAAGGUGACGACGGCAGAGAAAAACACACUUCCGAAUCAACAAACUAUACAUGCAGAGGAAAAAGGUACCAAAGAAACAAGGCCAAAAGGAAUGAAAGGAAGUAACGUAACUUCAAUCAUAGCGACAACGUGACGUAUUAUUUUACCACGCAGGAGGGCGUUUUACUCUCAUCAACCUCAAGUUUUUAAUCAAAGAAUUCUUAAAUCUCUCAUCUCUUUGAUUAUGUCUAGAAUCUAAAAACGGAGUAGACAUACGGAAGCCAUUUAUUAUCGUCAUCGCCAGAUGUUAGAAAUGGCAGUUAAACAUCAUAUGCGAAGGGUCGAGGGUAAAAGAUGUUAUUAUAUUAUCUUAUUGGGCAUCUAUAGAUGCAUACAAGGAUAGAUGGAUGGAUGUACCUACCUAUGAAUUGAUGGAUAGAUGGAUGGAUCGAUGGAAGAAUGGAAAGAUGGAUGGAUGGAUGGAUAAAUAGAUGAAUGGAUAGAUAUUUUUCAUAUUCCAUAUAAACUUAUUCAUCAUUAAACUGCUAAGCAAAGUACAAAAGAUUUUUUAGUCAGUUAUUUCUGAUAGAGAUGGAAAGAAAAUUAUCUGACGUGUACGAUAUACUGUAAUACUGUUCCUAUAUUCUUUUUUUAAUGUGUGUAAGUUAGCACAAUUUGGAUACAUUUCAUUCGAAGUUACUAACUUAUUUGAUCAACAAUAAACGUUUA
Molecule: messenger RNA, 1190 nt
Organism: Anneissia japonica
Lineage: Eukaryota; Metazoa; Echinodermata; Crinoidea; Comatulida; Comatulidae
Exons: 3
Coding region: 214-615 (133 amino acids)
Biological process (GO): actin filament organization
Molecular function (GO): actin monomer binding
Source: RefSeq, a predicted model, not a curated record